Molecule: messenger RNA, 4969 nt
Organism: Aquila chrysaetos chrysaetos
Lineage: Eukaryota; Metazoa; Chordata; Aves; Accipitriformes; Accipitridae
Gene: MTERF2
Product: mitochondrial transcription termination factor 2
Exons: 3
Coding region: 1362-2558 (398 amino acids)
Biological process (GO): termination of mitochondrial transcription; regulation of DNA-templated transcription
Cellular component (GO): mitochondrial matrix
Molecular function (GO): double-stranded DNA binding
Source: RefSeq, a predicted model, not a curated record
GCUCGAACGGUCCCGCUCCCGCGGCAGGGCUGCCGGCGGCCGGGGCAGCCCGCCAUCUCGGCAGGAAUCCCACCCGCCGCCGCGGAGCAGAAGCGACGGGCCGCGGCGAGGAGGGGCGCCGGGGGCGGAGACCACCGCCCUCCCCCCCCCCCCCCCCCGCCUCGGUCGGGUCGGCGGGACCCGGAUGAGCACGGGGCUCCGAGGAGGCUCGUGGAGGCGCCGAUUCCUCUCAGGAGGCGCACGCGCGCGGGAGGGGGAGCGUGCGGCUGCCGGCGCGCGCCCGCCGGCCUGUUAUGUAUAGCGCCCGCGGGGGGGGGGAACGACACGAGGCUGCGCAUGCGCGGCGGCGCGCCUCUCCUCAGCCCCUGGCAGCGCCCGCGGCGGGACCGCGGUCGUCGCCGUCGUCGUGGUCGCCCGUGGGUCCGUCCCGUCCCGUCCGAUCGCACCGCAGCCCGUACGCCGCGGGGCAGAGGCGGGCCGCUUAUGUAAGGGUGUGCGUAGGGAGCCCAGCCGGGUACCGGUCUGUGAGGGGCCCCCCGCCGAGGCGCGCCUGGGCCGGGCGGGCAGGGGGACGGCGGCCGCCCUCCUCUCCCCCCGUUUUAGGCCUCGCACGUCUCCCUCUGCCCACGCUGCUCGCCCCCCCCCCCCGUUAGUUUAAGAUGAGUGCUGUUGCUUACGAAACGGAGCGUGGUUUUUUUUUGUCCACUGCAGUCCCGAGGUGGUGUCAAAAGAGCUGGGGAAGAACCACUGAGCAAGAGGGAGUAGCUCGGCCGUGCAGUGCUGCGGAAAGCAGACACGCUUUCCAGCGAGUUCUGAGCAGCAGAACGAGUUAAAAUGGUCCCUCUAGCACUGUCAGUAAAGUCAUUAUUAGUAAAUGGUGUAUAUCUAACGUCUUGUCUUUUAAUUACAGAGCUCAAACCAGCCUCUGCCUGCUGCCGACGCAGCAGGUUUCCUUAUACCUUCUCUCACGUUAGCCACUAGGCACGGCUAACCACUGAAUGAGGCGUCACACUGAUAGGACUCGGUAGAGCAAUUCCGAGUCGUAACAGGGCAGCUGUAGAUGCAGAUCUGAAAAUAAACCUCCACCUGUGGAUUGCAACUCAAAUCUACAACUUCCAGAGCGUUCAUAGUCAGCUGGGCAGCAAUAGCAAGGGGGGUCUCACUAGAAAUAACAGCUCUCAAGUAAAAGGCAGAGAGAGGACUCACAUCAGCAGUACUGACCUUCCUUGACUUCCAGAAUUCCAGAUGUCCUCCUUACAAGGCUGCGACACUGAAGAUGGCCCUGAAUAAAGUCCAGCAUCAUCUGAUCUGCCUUCUUGGGAAUACUGAGUUGCUGUUCUCUCUGCAUAGGGCUGCAUUCCAUGAUGUUGAGAGGAGUCGCUCACAGUGCAAAAGAUACAUUUACUCUUCUGUUGGCAAGAUCUCAGUAUCGUAACCCAGGAUUGAAUUUUCCCUCAGUAUGGACUGAAGUAAUGAAGAGAAGCUUCCUAAUACAUUCCACUUACACAACGGAUACAAAAUCAAGAGAGGAAAAUAAAAAAACCAUUGAGAGUCUCUACAGAUUGUCAGUUGACAUUAAGAAAAUACGCAGACUAAAGGAAUGGGUCCUCCUCCAGGAUGUGGCCUAUGUUAAAGAAAUUGCUGAUAUCUUAAAAGAAAUGGGAGCAGAUGAGACCACUGUAGCCAACAUUUUAGAACGCUGCCCAGAGGCAAUUCUCCAUACCCCUGCAGAGAUAAACUCUCAAAGAACUCUAUGGCAACUAGUAUGCCAGAAUGAAAAUCAGUUAAUUAAAUUAAUAGAGCAAUUUCCAGAGUCUUUUUUUACUACUCAGUAUCAUGAGAAUCAGAAGGCAAAUAUACUGUUUUUUCAAGAGGUGGGACUUAAGAAUAAUAUAAUCACCAGGUUCUUGACAAGUGCACCCAGUAUUUUCUAUAAUCCUGUUGAGAAAAACAAAAACGUGAUAGAGACAUUACAAAGAAAUUAUUUAAGUUUAGGAGGUUCUGAUGCAAAUAUGAAGAUCUGGAUACUGAAGCUAUUGAGCCAAAAUCCAUUUAUUUUAUUAAAUUCCUCCACCACAAUCCAGGAGAACUUGGAAUUUCUCCAGAAGAAUGAUUUCAGAGACCAUGAAGUUCUACAGCUGCUGUCCAAACUUAAAGGUUUUAUUUUUCAGCUUACUCCUACUACUAUGCAGAAGAGUAUGCUUUAUUCCAAAAAUGUCUUUAAGUGCAGUGAUCAAGAAUUAAAACAGCUAGUGCUGAAAUGCCCAGCCCUUCUCUACUAUUCUGUUCCAGUUUUGGAAGAAAGACUUGAAGGACUACUGAAGGAAGGAAUUUCUGUAGCGCAGAUUAGAGACACACCAAUGGUGCUAGAGUUGACAACGCAAAUCGUUCAGUACCGAAUUAAAAAACUCUCUGCUUUGGGAUAUGAUAUAAAGAGUGGAACUCUAGAAAGCUUGAAUGGUACUAAGAAGGAUUUUGAAGUCAAUUAUGGUAGGAUACAAUCAAAGAAGGAGAGACCAAUUUUUAAUCCUGUUGCUCCUGUACACAUUGAAGAAUAAUUUGAAUGCUGUACUUCAAAUUACACAAAAGAAAAUUAUUAAAGAGAAAAGAGAUGCUGGGUGGUUGAGAAGAGCCAGAAGAAAUCUUAACCAGAUUGUAGUCUUAUACUGUACUUUGUCCCAGAGUGGGUCUUGGGCACAAAUUCAUUAUACAGUUGUAGCUUUCUAAUACUUUCAAAUAAUAUCAUAGAAGCUGGUUAUGAUAAAGGUUGCCUUUUUUCCCCAGGGAGUACCUCACAUGUUUUUUUGGUUCCGUUACAUUUCCUUAUCUAACAGGGCGUUAACUGCUUUGGAUUUUCAGCUCUGUCACUGCACAGUCCAGCCUGGGGUAGUGAUUAGCACAAUCUUUAUCUGAGAAAAGGAGGGUUAUUUUUCCAGCAGUGUUCAACCCACUGGUUCACUGAAUUUUGGAGGCUCUUUUGGAGUUCCAUUCCUUAUUGCUGCAGUAAGUAGCUCUAGCUCCUGGAUCCUGACCUGCAGCAGACCUGACUUCUUGGAUAGGAAAACGUAGGUAGAGCAGUCUGAGAACAGGGGCAGGACAUAAUAUUUUUUUAUUUAGUGACUGCUGCAGUGAGGCCCUGGUAUGUUUGUGUGCAAACAAUAAUGCAAAGAAACUACGAGACAACCUCCUUUACAUUUCUGAGACUUCAAAAUUUACUCCUUUUUCAAAAGGUCUGGGGCAGGAGGAAAUACAUUUAUUGCCAUUGUCUAGUUCUUAAUUUCUUUUCUAGCAUGGCUUAGGGAGAGAAAAGGUUAGGGAGAGACUCAAGCGAGUCUCAAAGGAUUGUAGGAGAAAGGAAAAAGUCAUGCUUUUAUAUUAGGUGUAACAAAACUCUAGUCUGUAAACCACUGGUGAUUAAAAAUGACUACCAGAUUUGCAAACAGCUGCCAGUUUCUAAAUAUAUGGGUGACACUGCUUCUCAGAUAACACCAUACAGUAAUUGUUGACAAGUACUGGCUUUCAAAAUAGUAACUAUCUGACAGUGUUUAAGUUCUUAGGGGAUUUUAUUUGUUUUCAUUUACGGGCUGUGAAUGAGAAUAUAAAAUAGUAGCAUCAAUGACAAUCAUCUCAAGAGAAUUAGGAUCAUCAGUGAUUCUGUUUCUCAGAAAGACUUUGCUAAGCAACUAUUCCAUACACAUUCCCUCUUGACAGCAGGAGAAAAAACAGUUACACACCCCCCUCGCUCCAGGCCAUUCUUCAAGGUCAUUUUUAACAGACAUUUUGGCAGCAAGUCCAGGGUUCCUUUUCUUAAAGAAAAGUUUUAAAUUGCUGAGGAAAGCUGGUAUUGAAUUACUUGCUUAGAUGGUGGGCUGCAAGGUUAUAUUUUAUAUAGCCUGCCACAUUAUCUGCUGUGAACUUGGAAAAGGCUAGAAACAUCUGGUUAGAUCAGUGCCAAGAUCUCAACAGCUGAAGGUCUUAAACUCACCACCAUGCAGGCGAGUGUGGACGUGAUGGCAGCUUGUGGGGGUAACCACUGCUCUUCUAGGAGCAUGUGUGACAGUGGUGAGAAUUCAAGAAGGGGCACGUAUCACCAGCAUGAUAAAAAUCAGGCUGUGUUACUAAGCCAUGUCUUUGCUGACUCUUCAAAACACAUUAUCAGUUUUUUUAGGAGGAAACUGGGAAGAUAGCCAUAUUAAAAAUUUACAGGAACUUGCCUUUAUCACUUUCUGACUGUCUGCUCAGCUAUUAAGCAUACCACAGUACUACUUGAAUUUCAAAGCAUCAUUCCCCUCAUACACAAGGGGACAUUUCAGCUCUCUGAGGCUAUUCAUAAUACAACCUGUAAUGCUGAACCACAGAUCUGAUGGAUGGUUUAGGAUGAAAAGGAAACCAAGAUGUAGAACAGUGUUUUCCCUGAAAAUUUAGUUUUGGCAUUUCUACAGGUAUCUGUUUUCAAAGUUCCUGAAACAGCUUAUUUCCAUCACUUACAGUAUUUCCAGUGGCAAUGAACAAAAUGGGAAAGUGACAUAUUUCCUUGAGUCACAGCCUGAGUUAUCGCAAACUCAUUUUCCAUUCUGACUGUUUCAAUUUCUCCUCCUCCCCUUUCAAAACAAAAGCAUAAACAGAAAGACUCCUUUUUUCUACCAGCAGACAGAAAUUCAUUCAAUCCUUCAUUCAUAACUCUAUGCCUGGGACCCACUUCUCUCUUAUUCACAGGAUUCAUUUAUAACAAAGCCUCACAGAAGCUCCCAAUUACCAAAAUGUAUUGCUGAAAUCUGCUUCGUCUUCUCUUGCUGUUACCUGCAGUGAACAUGAACCAGUUUAAACUGUUUAAGUCUGGCACAUAAAAGCCUAUAGACCAACCUUUCAUUACACAGCAAGCAGUCAGGCGUACAAGUAGUCUUCAUAAAUAUUGCCCCUUUUGAAAUGGGGGCUGGGAAAUGGGGAGUAAAAUAAAACCACUACAAAA